Messenger RNA from Aspergillus calidoustus, 984 nucleotides. Lineage: Eukaryota; Fungi; Ascomycota; Eurotiomycetes; Eurotiales; Aspergillaceae. The record is from the annotation of a GenBank genome assembly.
AUGGUCCAAACACUCCCCUUUGCCGAUAUCACCGUCCCCUCGCCGGGCUUCGGUGCAAUGGGCCUCAGUCACGGUCUUGGGUCGAAUCUCAGUCUCGAGGAGGCGGAGCCUGUGCUUCUCAAGGCGAUUGAACUGGGAUGUACCUUUUGGGAUACAGCUGUAGUCUACAAAGCCGGUGUAAACGAAAAGCUUCUCGGCGACUUCAUUAGAAAGCAUAACGUCCGCGACAAGGUCUUUGUCGCCUCGAAAUGCGGCAUCGACGUCUUUGGCAGCGGCGGCGUAACAAACUCGGCUGCGCAUAUCAAGGAGUAUAUCGAGGGCACGAUUGAGCGGCUCGGGUUCACGCCUGAUCUUUACUAUCUGCAUCGGAUUGAUCCUAAUACGCCCGUUGAAGAGUCAAUCCCGGCCCUUGACGAGCUCCGCAAGGCUGGGAAGACGAAAUAUAUCGGUCUCUCCGAGUGUUCUGCUGCGACUUUGCGAAAGGCGAAUUCAAUCGCCAAAAUCGACGCCAUCCAAGGCGAAUACUCCGCCUUUGAGACCAUCCACGAAACAGACGGCCUUAUCGACACAGCCAAGGAGCUGGGCGUUGCAUACGUAGCCUACAGCCCGCUGGGCCACGGAUGGCUCGUCGACAAUUUUGACUACAAAUCACCGGAUGACUUUGCACCGGGUGAUUUCCGACGGAGUAGCCCCAAGUUCCAAGGCGAAAACUUCUACGCGAACCGCGCAAUCGUCGAGGAGAUCAAGUCACUCGCGGCAAAGAAAGGGUGCAGCAUUUCGCAGAUCGCGCUCGCGUGGGUUGCCGCGCAGGGGAUGAUUGCCAUCCCUGGGACGACCAAGGCGUCGCGGCUAGAGGAGAACUGGGCGUCGAGGGAGAUUAGCUUGACGGAUGAAGAGUGGAAGGAGAUGAGGCGGAUAAUUGAUGUAGCAAAGCCGAGGGGGAGCCGGUAUGGGGAGGCACAUCAGAAGAUGGUUGGCCAUUAG